Messenger RNA from Nezara viridula (southern green stink bug), 724 nucleotides. The record is from the annotation of a GenBank genome assembly. NCBI's taxonomy places the organism in Eukaryota, Metazoa, Arthropoda, Insecta, Hemiptera, Pentatomidae.
CUUCUUUUUUAUUGUGCGAUGAAUUUCAGUUUCAACUUUCACAGUAAAAACAUAAUAAAUUGAUUAAAAUGAAUUAUUACUAACCAACUCUCGGUGCUUAAUGAAAGAUUUUAAAAGAUGCGAUGAAACAAAUGAUCGAGUCAAAACCUGAAAUAAAUUUAUUGUCAAACACAUGUUCGAUUGUAGUUUGUUAAAAAUAAUUCCGUAGCUUGAAAGCGAUGAUAUCACCGCAUGAUAUAUCCGCCAUAACUGCUGAGAAGAUGAAGCAGUUGAGGUCCAGCAACGACCCCGUUCUCAGGAAGAUGGUCUUGGUGAACAAUCUCUUGCUGAAGACGACGAAUAUUGGAAGCGGAGACUGUGUAUACGAAUAUAAUGCCGUGGAAGUCGAGGAUGAUCACACGGAUAAAUCAGACGAUGGACCGUCGCUAGAAGACAUUUCUUUUCCGACUCUAGAAACCGAUCAGAUUUGAAGAAUCAGGAAAAUAGCAGCUAUAUAACCGCUGAAUGGAGAGACAAGAAAAACUUGAGUUGAAGGAAGAUUGGAAACUUUUAGAAGCAGAAAAAUUAAAUUAUUUAUUCGAAGAAAUCCUCAGCUCCUGAUUAUUUUCGAAGAUGAUCUUUGAAGAACAUAGCGAAGAAAUGUAUGACUUUAGCAGCAAAUAAAAAAAAAAUCGCAGUAAAUUUUUAUUUCAUUUCUAUUAAAAUUAAAAUUUUCAUAAAAGUA